AUGCAGCCCCUAGAUCGGGGGUUUGAGCGGAAGAAGUUUGGAACCAAGGCCCGAGUGGAAGCAUUAUUGCUUUCUCAGUUAUGCAUCCUCGGUAUAGCUGGAAACCCAAUCACACCCAUCUAUGCCGCAAACGUAUCCGAAAGCGUGCUGAGGAACGCCAUCAAGGCUAGGAUGCGUCUGCAGAUCGUUCGCCUCCCCAUCAGAAUUGGGUAUUGCACGUAA
This is a messenger RNA of Hypoxylon fragiforme, 222 nucleotides long. RefSeq lists its product as uncharacterized. The record is from RefSeq and is a predicted model, not a curated record. Lineage: Eukaryota; Fungi; Ascomycota; Sordariomycetes; Xylariales; Hypoxylaceae. The transcript has 2 exons. The coding region runs from base 1 to 222 and encodes 73 amino acids.